This is a messenger RNA of Impatiens glandulifera, 1071 nucleotides long. Its product is annotated as ribosomal RNA small subunit methyltransferase G. Gene Ontology annotation, cellular component: cytosol; cytoplasm. The record is from RefSeq and is a predicted model, not a curated record. Gene Ontology annotation, molecular function: rRNA (guanine-N7-)-methyltransferase activity. NCBI's taxonomy places the organism in Eukaryota, Viridiplantae, Streptophyta, Magnoliopsida, Ericales, Balsaminaceae. Gene Ontology annotation, biological process: rRNA processing. The transcript has 7 exons. The coding region runs from base 1 to 894 and encodes 297 amino acids.
AUGUCUUCGUUCGUUUGUCUCUCUCCUGACCGCAUCAUGCUGUCCUUCUGCUCCAACAGAAUUUUGCGAGCCCCGUCUUCACUCUCUCUUGGGACUUUCAUCGAACACCUUCCGACCUUCUCACCGUCAGCCUCCACCUUUCGCAGAAUCAACCGCAAGGCAUUCACAACAAACGCAUCUCUCUCCACUCCUUUAAUCGAAGCUCUAAGUCCUCGUCAGAAAGAGCAGAUUGACCUAUACGUCGACACUCUUCUUCAAUGGAAUCAGAAGAUGAAUCUUACGGCUGUCACCGAGAAGAGUGAGGUAAUGGAGAGGCAUAUUGACGACUCUAUGGCGAUUAUACCGCCAAUUCAGACAUAUCUCUCACAAUAUGGAACUUCGUUUGAUGAUCUGAAACUGGUAGACGUGGGGUCUGGAGCUGGUCUUCCUGGAUUAGUCCUAGCCAUAGCCUGUCCUGGUUGGAAAGUGACGUUGAUGGAGUCUAUGGUUAAGCGGUGUGCAUUCUUGGAGCACACAGCAGGUCUUAUUGGACUCUCAAAUGUUCGAGUUAUUCGUGGUAGAGCCGAGGACUUUGGACAAGAUCGUUCCACUAGGGAGAUUUUUGAUGUUGCAGUUGCAAGAGCAGUAGCAGAAAUGAGAGUUUUAGCUGAGUAUUGUCUCCCAUUGGUUCGAGUGGGUGGCUUAUUCGUUGCUGCUAAAGGUCAUGAUCCUGCGUUGGAGGUUAGAAGAGCAGAAAAAGCAGUUAGUUUGAUGGGUGCUUCAAUACUGCAGAUAUGCUCGGUUGAAUCACAUGGGCCUUAUGGACAAAGAACUGCAAUUGUGGUUCGAAAAGACAACCCCACCCCAAGGAAAUAUCCCCGUGAUCCAGGAAUACCAGCAAGAUUACCAUUGUAAAAGAGGCUCCAUCUACUGCUUAUUGUUUAAUAUGUAACAGUUGACGAAAUUCUAUAGACGCGACACUGAAUUUGUAUAAGUUAUCAUUUUACAUUGUUAUUUGAAUGGAGAGAAGGUUGAUUGAUGUAAUUCUAUAUCAUAACUGUUGAUACAUUUAAAUCCUCGGUUUCCUUUGAA